UGAGCCAAAACCAAAGGCAUCAACACCUCAACCAUUACUUCUCUCCGGCCUUUCUUUGCGAUAAGUUGAUAAAGUUCCAAUCCUUACUUCAAAGUUCAAGCUUUCCUUUUCUUAAUUAAAAAAAUAAGCAGAAAGAAACCCUUUGGAGCUCUCUCCUUGUUUCCAUCUCCGUAUCUACGCCCAGUGUUCCAUCAACUCAUUUUCUGUCCUUCUCCAAAUAAACUUCCCGUUCUUUUUCUUUCUAUUUGAACCCGAAUGUUUCGUGCAUUGGCUUCUGUUUUGCUUUGUUGCUUCUUCCUUGAAGCCUCUUUUUGGGUUCACUUUUCUUAUGGGGACUUGACAACCUGCUCGGGGAUUGUUCCUAUGACGGAAAGAGGCGAUAAGAUAUCGAUAACGGACUUUGGUGGUGUCGGCGACGGACAGACGCUCAAUACCAUAGCCUUCCGGAAAGCUAUAUAUCGGAUUCAGCAUCUGAGAAGGAGAGGCGGCACGCUACUUUUUGUGCCUUCUGGAGUCUACUUAACCGACAGUUUCAAUCUUACUAGUCAUAUGACACUUUAUUUGGCUCGAGGUGCUGUUAUGAAAGCCACUCAGGACACCUCAAAUUGGCCUUUAAUUGCUCCUUUGCCAUCUUAUGGAAGGGGAAGGGAGCGCCCUGGAGGAAGAUAUAUGAGCUUUAUUCAUGGAGAUGGACUGGAAGAUGUGGUGAUAACUGGUGAGAAUGGCACAAUUGAUGGUCAAGGAGAUAUUUGGUGGAACAUGUGGAGGCAGAGGACUCUCCAGUUUACAAGACCAAGUCUCGUUGAAUUUGUGAAUUCCAGAGGCAUUGUCAUUUCCAAUGUGAUUUUUAGAAAUUCCCCCUUCUGGAACAUUCAUCCUGUUUAUUGCAGCGAUGUUGUUAUUCGAUAUGUUACCAUCCUUGCUCCACCUGACUCCCCAAAUACUGAUGGGAUUGAUCCAGAUUCAAGCUCCAAUGUCUGCAUAGAAGACUCGUUCAUUUCUACCGGGGAUGACCUUGUGGCAGUGAAGAGUGGAUGGGAUGAAUACGGGAUUGCUUAUGGACGCCCCAGUUCUUACAUCACUGUUCGGCGAGUAACAGGUUCAACCCCAUUUGCUGGAGUUGCAGUGGGAAGUGAAACAUCUGGAGGAGUGGAGAAUGUGUUGGCCGAGAACAUAAAUCUUUACAACUCCGGAGUUGGUGUUCACAUCAAGACUAACAUCGGCAGGGGAGGGGUUAUAAAGAACAUCACAGUGUCUGAACUGUUCAUGGAAAACGUUAGAACAGGUAUAAAAGUAGCAGGUGACACCGGCGACCACCCUGAUAACAAUUUUAACCCAAACGCCCUCCCAUAUGUCAAGGACCUUAUGUUAAAGAACAUUUGGGGUGUGAAUGUCCAGCGAGCAGGUUGGAUGCAUGGCAUCGAGAAUGCCACUUUCACCGGCAUCUGUCUUUCAAACGUUACCCUCCAGGGCACGACUGGACCAAGACCUCCUUCCUGGAACUGCAAUGCCAUAAGGGGGGCUGCAAUCGAGGUUAGCCCACGGCCAUGCGCUGAACUCACCAGCGUAGAACAGAGUGGUUCAUGCGCCAGCCAUUCCUAAGAUUCAUGUUAUAAAAUAUAGUUUUCUACUCUGAUUUUAACCCUUUUAUGUCUCUUUUUUUUUUCUUUAAUAUUCACGUUAAACCUUUCCAUUGCAACAAGUAAAAAAAUUCAUGAAAAACAGAACAACAAAACCAGUGAUCUGGCAAUAUGAAAUCUCACAGCGCAGUUACUAUAAUACAAGGAACAUCAUAUGGUUCAUCUCAAA
Molecule: messenger RNA, 1809 nt
Organism: Gossypium raimondii (Peruvian cotton)
Lineage: Eukaryota; Viridiplantae; Streptophyta; Magnoliopsida; Malvales; Malvaceae
Product: probable polygalacturonase
Exons: 5
Coding region: 256-1602 (448 amino acids)
Biological process (GO): carbohydrate metabolic process
Molecular function (GO): polygalacturonase activity
Source: RefSeq, a predicted model, not a curated record